CUGGCUCAGUUGUAGUGUGAUAUUAACUAGGAGCGCGCGUAAAGUUUUAGCGGUGAAUUUAGAAUUGUGAAAUUGUGCGGAAAAAUGACGACGACACUCGACGACAGAACUAAAGUGGAGAUUGAGUGGCUCAAGUGUACGCUAUUUUCGCGACUUUUGGAGAAUAAAAAUUUCAAGACCGACAAUAGAAUUGACGGUGACAACGCCGGCAAUGUGAAAUUGCUUGAUGUACAGCUGAAAUAUAUUGGCGUCGAAGAGGCUUUCAUGUUGACCACCUGUUAUCGGGCCAUCAUAAAGCUGCAGCAAGGCGAUAAAAGUCCCAGCACCACCACACUCAUUGUAAAGAAAACGCCAAAGCUGCCGCAAGUGACAUUCGACGCCAUACAAUUCGGUGCACUUUUCAGUAACGAAAUCUUAGCAUACAACAAUAUUCUACCCGCAUUAGAAGAAUUUACCGGACAUAGUUUCAAUGUGCCACGAUUCUACUACGGCGAUCUGCAGAGCUGUUCAGCCACAAUGGUACUAAAAGAUUUUGGCGCCGACAAUUUCAGAGUGACCAAGCAGAAAGUCAAUCUCUCAUUGGAACAUGCGCUUGUUGCUUUAAAAACGUUGGCCACCUUUCAUGGCACCGGUUUCGCUUUGAAACACAAAAACCCCGCUGAGUUCAAACGCUUAUCACAGUCGCUGAGGGAACCACGUUACAAUGUGGAGGACGUGCAUCCGGAAUGGAAAAUGAUAAAUAUAUUUAGCGCUGAACGACUAGAGAUUUCCACACGAAAGUAUCAGCCACAAAUUGAGUCGAGUUUCGUACAGCGUUACCAUAAAAUGAUCCAUGAGUUCAUAUUGUUUGGGCGAAAAAUGGUGGCGCCGGUAGAACCGGUAGCAACACUAUGUCACGGCGAUUAUCUGCGCAACAACAUAGCCUUCAAAUAUGCCGACGUAAAUGGCGCUGAAGUGCCAAUUGAUGCGCUCAUGUUCGAUAUGCAAACGGUGCGAGUCUCCUCGCCAAUGUUAGAUUUCGCCACCUUCUUAUCCUUAUCCACGUAUGAGGCUGUGCGUUACCGGCAUUUCGACGAAAUAUUCAAUGAGUACUACACAAAUUUGGUCAAAGCAUUCAAGGAGAAUACUAAAGAGGAACGGAUACCUGAUUAUUUGAGCCGUGAAUCGCUUCUGCGCGAAUAUAGGCGUCUCUUGCCUUACAGCAUCAGUAUCGCGUCGCAUUUCCUCAUGCAAUUGGUGGAGCCGAAUGUUGCGGCGGAAGAAAUGCUGUUGCGAGAGUUGACUAAGGAGGAAAUAAGAGAGGACACUCUGCGACGAGGCGGAGAGGAGGUCGACCGUGAAAUAGCUCACCAAAUGAAGGAACUCUAUGAUCUGGUGACGAAACAUAAUAUCGAUAUAUUUAAGGACUUUGAUUAUGUGUAAACUAAAUAACUGUUACUGAUUGCCGAAACGCUAUAAAAGAAAACUGUGAAAUAUGACAACUUUGAUACAAAAUUU
This is a messenger RNA of Zeugodacus cucurbitae (melon fly), 1497 nucleotides long. RefSeq lists its product as uncharacterized. The record is from RefSeq and is a predicted model, not a curated record. Lineage: Eukaryota; Metazoa; Arthropoda; Insecta; Diptera; Tephritidae. The transcript is spliced from 5 exons. The coding region runs from base 85 to 1422 and encodes 445 amino acids.